Molecule: messenger RNA, 2589 nt
Organism: Amorphotheca resinae ATCC 22711
Lineage: Eukaryota; Fungi; Ascomycota; Leotiomycetes; Helotiales; Amorphothecaceae
Exons: 2
Coding region: 1-2589 (862 amino acids)
Source: RefSeq, a predicted model, not a curated record
AUGAGUAGCCAGCAAUGGGGAGCACCACCCAGCUCUGGAGGCGGGGCGGGAUCUGUGCAAAGAGCAAGAGAGAGGGCGGAGGCAGGCUUGCCGCCUGAGAUUACCCCACCGCCACAGAAUCGACCGCGGCCGCAAAUGCCAGCAGCGCUCGCAGGGUCGAAAAACGCACAAGGCGCAAUUGGCAUUGCGAUAUCAAGGCCAACGCAGGUCCCGCAAUGGCCGUUGGCUGGAGCAGUUGGGGGAGCGCCGAAUCUGACAGACAACCAACCAUACCAACCACCAGCAGGGCGUGAGAAUCCACCACAACGCCCGCCAAGGCCAAGUCGUGUCCCUUCCAUCCUUGAUUCAUCACGAGUACAGGAACACACACCUGCCUUUCGAUAUAGGCCCCAACAGGCCGAACAGAAUAAUCUUAGUGAGGACAGUCCAUUGAGACCUACCAUCGAUGAUAACAGUUCAUCCGGAGUCCUGUCGCCGUCAACACCAGCGUCGAGACAAUCGACCAAUUCGUCAGUUGGGUCGAUUCCCGACUUCCCCUUACCGAUGCCCCCGCCUCCUCCAGUUGUUGGUCCACCACGCAAAACAGCUAACUUAGGACCGCCACCACCAGUGAGACGAGCUGCUUCUUCGUAUUAUUCACAAGGGUCACUCAUAUCGCCGAUUCCAGAAGAAAGUCCAAGGUCGCAACCAUCAAGUGAUUCCCGUACCCUUCAUGGCUCAUAUGCGUCGAGCGCAGCGAUACCGUCGACUUGGGACGACAACUCCCCAAAAUAUGAUGAUGAUUAUGAUGAUCAAGACAAUAAUUACGAUGACGCUCGAGGCUAUGGUACCAGCUAUGUGAACGAGACAAUUGAGGAAGAUCGUGAAUCAAGGGGAUCGAAUACCGACGAUAAUGAUGACAGAGGAUUGAUUCGUAGCGCGAGUCUGGGGAAGCGGGCGAAACCUGCUGUGAUCACGACGGUCAAAGCUUCUGAUCGGGCAGAGCAGCCGCCAUCCGUCAACCCACAGCAGAAGUUGAAAUUGGAGAAGAUGGGAGUACUUGAUGGUGCCGCUGCUGGAGCUGUCGCUGGGGCAGACUCGACACUUGCGGGAUUGAAAGAUAUCCAAAAGAAAACCAUGUGGCCUAUGAUUGGGCGUGCAGAUUCCCCACUUGCGACAAAUUCCAUCAAUUCGGCUUUACGUUCAGAAGAUUCAGUGCCUCCAGGAGCCAGGAUCGGGUUGGCAGGUGCCAACGAUGCUGUAUCGGCACUGGAAAACAGAACAGCAAGCCCAAAUGUCAACGCUAGGCUGGGAGCUAACAGUCCAGCAAAUACACCACUGUCUAGGGGAUUAACAUCUGACCUGAAUCCAGCUCCAGGCCCAGGUUUCAGUCGACUAUCGGAGCUUAAACGGCCACCACGCUUGAAUCUUGAUGCUGUACGCGAUGCAGAAGCAAGAGGGAGCUUGACAAGUUUACCUGACCUAAUUCGACGAGCCACAGUAUUGGCUUCAAUGAUAGAUCGGGGAAAGAGACCAGGGAGUCGCAUACAUGAUCUUAAUGAUUUCCCACCGGUGGCUGACAUCAAGGAGAAGAACUUGAAUGAGCAUCGCAGACAUAAUUCUGGCCUUUCCGGGAUGCUUGCUGCCUUUCCAUCCCCUAGUAUCGCACUCCCAAGUCGGGGAAAUACAGCGCGCCCAGCAUCCUCGUGGCCAUCCGCCUAUAACCGCACACCUGAACCCUUGACCGGCGAUCACAAAGACGAAGUGUCCACCAAACGUCGACGACGCUGCUGCGGCCUCCCCGUAUGGGGAUUCCUUAUUGUCCUCCUAAUACUCGUAAUCGCCAUAGUCGCCGCAGUCGUUGUUCCUAUUGAGCUCUUGGUUGUUCAUAAACAAGAUCCCACUCACUCUACCUCGUCCGGAUCCGCCCAACGGUGCGCAUCUGAUCCCAGCACUGCAUGCCAGAAUGGAGGCACCUCCGUUUUCUCCACAGGUACCUGCUCCUGCAUAUGCAUAAACGGCUUCACCGGGCCAACUUGCACCGUGAGCGGCACCACAGGCUGCACCACCACAACCAUUUCCUCGACGCCAGACAUCACCCUUGGCGACUCCAUCCCGCGCCUGAUCUCCGCCGCGCAGACUAACUUCAGCAUCCCGCUCUCCUCGUCCGUCGUACUCGCGCGCUUCAACUCAGCAAAUCUGACAUGCGUGUCCGAGAACGCGCUUGUGACGUUCAACGGGGAGUCUCGACCCUCCGGCGACGCUGCCUCACCACCCGCCACCGUGCCAAUCACCACGACGUCGUUGUUCUUCCAAGCGCGCUUUGAUGCCACGCAACAGGUGUUGGACUUUGCCCGAAUCGCGGUCCUGUUCCUGCUGGAACAGGUGGGGCUGGACGUGGCCAGCGCAGCGCAGGUACAGCUGCAGCACUUCUUCGACAACUCAAGCGCGACGAAUGGCGACGCGCUGAACGUGACGCUCGGGGACGGCAGCUCGGCGAACCUGGUUGGGUUCGCACUACAGCUGGGUAACGGCUCAAUGUACGGGAGCCUGAACGAAACCACGGUUACCAAAAGGGGCGCGGUCUUGGGGUUGUGGGAUCUUCUGUAA